Molecule: messenger RNA, 6041 nt
Organism: Porites lobata
Lineage: Eukaryota; Metazoa; Cnidaria; Anthozoa; Scleractinia; Poritidae
Source: the annotation of a GenBank genome assembly
GGAAAAACUCCAUUGGACCUUUGUCAAGAUACCCAGACUGCUGCCUUGAUUCAGCAAUUUGCAAGAAAUGCACCGAGGUGGGUGACCUGCGAAGCAGGCUCUUGUAAGCAGUAGGGCUCAGAGAAGAACGGGGCGCGAGAGGGGGACACUUGAUGAGAGAGGUCCUUUCGCGCGCCCCGUUCAUUGUUGCUCCCAUAUUACUUACAAGCGCAGGAUACGAAGUGGGGAAAUUCACAUCUACUCUAUGUCACUUCACUAGCUCGAUCAUCUCUCAUACCGGGUGGGGCUUCUGUUGACAAGAACGGUACGGUGAUUUCGGUACAAUUUCUGUAACGGAGCGAAGCUGCGACGCGUCGGUCUCACAAACUAAACAUCACAUGGUCGGAUAGGUUUCUGUCACUCUUCGUCGGAGUGUGAACAGGUAAUCGGGCCGUAGCGGAAGUAAGUAAGUAGGAGCGAGAACUGGAACCCACUAAAACCGAAGUAAAUGUUGAGAAGUGAGGAUUGAGAUUUAGUGUAAGUACCAAUCCCUCUCGGCCGCUUUGGUACGAUGUUCGAUGGGUGUGAUCGUUUUAUUCCUCUUCUCUGCCGUUGCUGUUCAUGCUAUCGGAUAGCUUUCAUGUCGGCAUAAAAAGCUAUUUAGUAUAAAGUCGAACCUGCACUAACGGCCACCUCUCUGCAACGGCCAUUUUUUGGCGGACAGUUCAUGCAUUCACUCUUGUUUCAACCUCGCUACAAUGGCCACUUUCUUCUGUCCCUAAGGUGACCGUUGUAGAGAGGUUCAACUGUUGUGUAGAACAACAGGCCCCUUUAUCCUCUCUUGAUUAGAAGAAGCCGUAGAUGAUGAAGAGCAACUAUAUAAAAUCGAAUGACGUCUCGUCCCAUCGUCUUUUGAUUUUUUGGGGGUAAAUUUUAGCUCAACAUACAAGCGUCAAAAGUGUUCAUGUGAAAAAAAAAAAGAAAAUUGAAAGAAACUGUGUCACUGAAAAUCUGAUAUUAUCAUUCAUCAUUUAUUAUCAUAUCAAAUCAUUCAGCUUUAUUUGUUCUCUGAUUGUCCUUUUGUUUUUAACUUGCACAAUAUUUUUGCUGUGCUUUCAGACAACGGACUUGUUCCACGCGUCAAUCUACGUUCACUCAACCUCGUCCCCAAACUGUACUUUCAAGCUCCGUGCCACGGCCUCCUAUGACACGGUCGACUGUUCCUUCUUCUUCAAUGCCGCCGCGACCAUCAACGGCUCGGUCAGCGGUGAGCUUUUUUGUUUCCAAUUCUUUAUUAGUAGCGCUGAGAGGCGCUGAGAAAGAUUGUGUGGUGCGCGUGGCCAACUGAAAAUACGAUCGAGUUGUUUCCCGGAAAGAGGUAGGUAGGUUGGUAGGUCGGUAUGUUGGUAGGUGGGUAGGUAUGUUGGUCGGUAGGUAAGUAGGUGGGUAGCUAGGUAAGUGGUUGGUAGGGAGGUAGGUAGGUAGGGUAGGGUAGGUAGGUAAAUAGGUAUGUUGGUAGGUAGGUUGGUAAGUGGUUGGUAGGUAGGUAGGUAGGUAGGUAAGUAAGUAUGUUGGUAGGUGGGUAGGUAGGUUGGUAAGUGGUUGGUAGGUAAGUAGGUAGGUAGGUAGGUAGGUAGGUGGGUUGGUGGUAUUCAUAACAGCGUUAUUAGGGAACGGGAACGGCAAGGCUAUUAGUUCCAACUUGUUUUUCCUGCUUUCAAGUAACUGGAAGACUUGCAUUGUUUCCGAAAGAGUUUGAAUGAACGCCAAGUCAAUAAUUCAACGACGUGUUCAUUGCUUAAUUUAUCAUGUUAUGCUGUUACAUAAGGCAAGGGUUCUCUCAUUUUGUCUCUAGCCGACUUAUAUAAAUUGUAACUAAGCAGCUGCCAACUCGCUAGUACUCGGUGUCAGUUCGACGUUGCAGCUGCGUUGUUAAGGUUGCUUGUGGGAUCUCACUGAAGACGCAAUCUGCGGUCAAAACGUUAAUCACAAUAGACCGUGGCGCGUAGGCCCGUCUUUUGUAAGGCGCUAUACUCGUGCGAAUGAGAUUAAGAGGUCUUACAACUAAGCGACCUUUUUGUUGAUUGCUACCAGGAGAAACGCGAGUAUUGUCAGCCCGUCUUCUCCCGGAGCCAAUCACGCAGACAUGAGAUGGGAUUCUAACUUUUUAGCAUCAUACCUUUAAUUUUGGCGUAGGUCGCCUUUAAGUGCCGCAGUGUUACCUACAGGAAAUAUACCUGUCUUCUGGAAGGUUUACCUCUAUAAAGACCGUUUUGACGUGUUUUUCCUUACAAAUUUACAGUCAGGCGCUGCAGUGCAGCGUCAGAAAAAGACCCAGGAUACAGUCAAUCGAGCUGAGUCUGCAGGAACCGACUGCAUUAUCUGUUCAGAAAACGUGGCUACUGUUACAUUCAAUCCGUGUGGUCAUAAAGUCACGUGUUCAGGUAAAACUAUACAAAAUCGUAAGAAGAAGCCUUCCGCUCUGCGGAAACACAAACUAUAAUACUCUUAAAUGACCACGUUUAACCUCGUUUUGAAGAGAAUUCUAGGGCCUGUUUACAGAAGGUGAGACAGCCCGGUUAGCCGUGCUGGCUCGGCUCAUGCAUGCCUUGUGUCUUCUUAAUAUUGCCGUUGUGUUUAUAUGAGAACAAGGGCUUGCUUGGGGAGAUCCCAGUUAUUGGAGCCGGAUCUCGGCAAGCGGGCCAGUCCGCCUUCUUAUAUAAACAAAACGACAAUUUUUAGAGGAAACAAGGCAUGAGCCAGUCCGGCUUUCAGGAACUCUGAAUUCCAUGACGCCGUUCAAGCCUCAGUUGAGACUAAGCUUGUUUAAGAGUAUUAUGGUAUUGUUUGAAAAGGCCUAUCCGUCCUUUUUUUCGGUUUCGUGGUUGAUGGUUGCUUGCAGCAGUCUCUAGCUAUUGUUGUUUCAGCUGUGUAAUCAAGAUACCAGUGCACAUACACGCCUACAGCGACAUUUUAUGUCCCUGGGUAUGUCUAACGAUAGAGUUUUACUGCGCGACUGACCUUUGAUCCACUAACUUCCGUUUGUAUUUGCUGUGUAAAUUCAUACUUUUGUCAUGUUUUAGUGAUUUCACUCAUCAAAUCAGCUCCUUUUAUCUCAAUUCACUUGAGCGUUUUCUUUUACAGUUUGUUCCAUGAAACUGAAACGCUGUAUAACGUGUAAAGCAGCAAUUCAACAAAAAAUAUCACCAGGUAAGUACCCUUUCACUCAUACCAGUGGUCAAUAAUGAUAAUUAUUAUUUAUUCAAACAAUUUCGCCGUUUCUGGUUGGCUAAAAUCCUCCAGUUAUCAGUUAUCAUCAAUUUCAUUAAAUAACUUUGAAUCAAGCAGUUCUUGGUGUCUCAUUAAUUGUUUAGAGUCGCUUUUCUUUUGAGAACAAAAUUUCCAUUGAUGUUCUUGUUAACUAACUCUGAGAGUUAACAAAUUAUUGGAAACUUGCAUAGCUUCUUUAGGUGCGUCCGUUCUCUUCGAGCUACAUACGGUAAUUCGUGUUACACUUAUAAGUUUAAUAUUCCUCACCUCUCCCCUCCAAAGAAAUAUUUUUGUAAAAUAAAAAAUGGAUCGUGACUAUGCAAAAGUUGCUUCAAAGAGGUUUUGUUUGAAUGGUCACACCACAGGAUUUCAUCCACAGACUCAAAAGUUAGAACUACAUACUAAAUAAAUAGUACCUUGUGAAAGUACUGCUGAAGAGGUUUGAUUUGAAUGGUCACACCAUAGGAUUUCAUCCACAGACUCAAAAGUUAGAACUACAUACUAAAUAAAUAGUAUCAUGUGAAAGUACUGCUGAAGAGGCUUCAUUUGAAUGGUCACACCAUAGGAUUUCAUCCACAGACUCAAAAGUUAGUACUACAUACUAAAUAAAUAGUACCAUGUAAAAGUACUGCUGAAGAGGUUUCAUUAGAAUGGUUACAGCAUAGGAUUUCAUCCACAGACUCAAAAUUUAGAACUACAUACUAAACAAGAACGCUCUUAGUAGCGUUGAGUCUCGCUUGCUUGGAGAUGAGUUAUAAUGUCAAAGGCCCCGGUGCCGUUAUACUACUUUUUCGUUUGGAAUACAAAACGAGUGUUGUUUGUCAAAAUGUAUAUACUCAAAAAGUAAAAAUUGCAAGGAGAGACAGACUGCACAUGUUAGCCUCAAACCGGUGCGAAACCUUUGAAAACCUACUUUUUCAGGGAUUCUACACUCGAAAAAUUGAACGAUGAUCUUUAUCGGUAUCAGGGGCCUAUGACUCUGUCAGUAUAAAUAUACGUAGCUUCUUUGUACCGGACCAAGAUACGGCUCGGUACAGUAUAUGUUCAGCACAGGAAAAAAGUGUAAGUUGGACAGAACGUUAUACAACACACAGUAAAUCCAGUUCGCGCGUAUUCCUGCUGAAUUUGUUGUCCGUUUUAUAAGAUAUCAAUAUCGCAUGAAAGUAAUGACAUUUUCCAUAGCUGCUUAGUAUCUACUUUUAAUAUCUCCGUACAGUCUCAGAGUACAAUGUUUAGAGUUGUACACAGCAUGCAUUUUAGAUAGAUAGAUAGAUAGAUAGAUAGAUAGAUAGGUAGGUAGGUAGGUAGGUAGGUAGGUAGGUAGGUAGGAAGGAAGGAAGGUAGGUAGGUAGGUAGGUAGGUAGGUAGGUAGGUAGGUAGGUAGGUAGGUACGUAGGUAGGUACCCGUGACACGUUAGGGUGGAUUUCCACUGAGCGUUUUUGGCUCCGCACGUUAACGCACGUAAAUUUUAAUCACGUAAAUCAAAUAGAGGUAAGACAUAAAGUAUUGAGAUUAAACGUCAAAUUAAGCGAGUUUCUACUUUUACGCUUACAUAAUUGUACGUGCAGCCUUUCAUACAUUGCCUUUAUUAUAUUUGCGAACGCAAAUUUUACGCACGUGCGCACGUAAAAAUUACGUGCCAGUGGAUACUUCAUAUCUCAAGUAUUUAUGAAGUGCAACACGACUUCGCAUCGUAACAACUGCGAAAAUCUAUCAAUUAAAUACAUAAAACAGAGUGAAACUAUUUAACCGUACAUUUCCUGUAAUUGCGACAAUAUUCUGAGAAACGUAACGCCUUAAAAAGCCACAAAAUCCUGAGGAUUUCCCCGCUAUAAUAUUGUCUCAUCCUGCUUGGGGAUGUGCCUGCAUGUCGUGCAUAAUUACACGAAAAUCAAGGGCCUCCAUUCGAGGAAAAUUACGUCAUUGCCAAACUUACAUGCGUCAUUUCAGUCAUCGCCGAAAUAAACUGCAUUCUUAUCAGGAGACUCAUUUCCAUACAAUGAAAGCCGUCACGAUUCUUAUCCCCAGUUUCCACGGUCUUCGCUAGGAACGCGGGGCCUACAAACUAGGUCCCACCGACGGAAAAAAAAAACGUUCGCAUUUUAAGAGUCUCGCUUUUCUAAAGCAAGCGAGACUAAUAAAUAGUAUCAUGUGAAAGUACUGCUGAAGAGGCUUCAUUUGAAUGGUCACACCAUAGGAUUUCAUCCACAGAUUCAAAAGUUAGAACUACAUACUAAAUAAAUAGUACCAUAUGAAAGAACUGCUGAAGAGGCUUCAUUUGAAUGGUCACACCAAAGGAUUUCAUCCACAGAUUCAAAAGUUAGUACUACAUACUAAAUAAACAGUACUAUGUGAAAGUACUGCUGAAGAGGCUUCAUUUGAACGUUUACAACAAUUACCAAACCAGUUAUUAAGUACCUUGAUUUUGAGAUGAUGUAGACUCCUUGCAGUCCGACUUUUCUUUUAAAAUCCGUCUAGUGAACAUUGCAAAGAAAAAUAAUAGACUGCUCGGAGUCUAGAGAUGAUUAGCUUGAUUCAUUAUUUUUCAGAGGGUGCCCCGGUCAGCACUUCAACCUUAAUGGACGACACAGACUACGCCGAACGAAUACGCGUUCUAGAAUCUCAAUUGCAAGCCAGGGAAGAUGCUAUUCUGUGUCAAAUCUGCAUGGAAAGAGACAAAAAUGUGGUGUUUUUCUGUGGUCACGGUGCCUGCAAGGAAUGUUCAGAAAGACUCGAACAUUGUCAUGUUUGCAGGCAAACGAUACAGAACAGAAUACGCUUCUACAAUUGA